Messenger RNA from Dendrobium catenatum, 840 nucleotides. Its product is annotated as cell number regulator 7-like. Lineage: Eukaryota; Viridiplantae; Streptophyta; Magnoliopsida; Asparagales; Orchidaceae. The coding region runs from base 18 to 521 and encodes 167 amino acids. The transcript has 4 exons. The record is from RefSeq and is a predicted model, not a curated record.
UUUAUUUAUUUAUUUAUAUGUUUGUUUUAUUUGAUGAACAUUUCGCAUUUAUCUAUUAUAUAUAUUUACAUUCCAAGCAUACUUUCGCCAGAAGAAGAAAGUUUGAGACUCUCUUUGGAGAAGUAAAGAUGACCAACUCAAGCUGGUCUGUUGGCAUCUGCAGCUUUGGUGAUGGUUUGGGAACUUGUUGCUUAACUUUGUGCUUUCCCUGCGUUACCUUCGGACGCAUAGCAGAGGUUGUGGAUGACGGCCAGAGCUCUUGCACAGCAGCUUGCUGCAUAUAUGCUCUGCUGAUGUCUAUUCAGUGCCAGUGGCUUUAUUCAUGCACUUACAGAAAGAAAUUGAGGUCCAGAUAUGGGUUGGCUUCUGAGCCUUGCAACGAUUGCUGCGUCCAUUUCUGCUGCGAACCUUGCGCUCUUUGCCAAGAACAUGCUGAGCUCAAGAACAGAGGCCUUGACCCUUCCAAAGGUUAUACUGGUCGUCCAACUGCUGCUCCAACACAGCCUGCUAUGUUCAAAUGAUGUGCUGCUCCAAUCAAAUAAUUUGGCUUUUGUGAGGUUUUCGAUGCAGAUGAAUAAUUUUUUUUUUAAAUAAAAAAUCUUGGCUUUGUCUGUGUGUUUUUACUGUAAAGUUUCGCAUUAAGUGUGUCAUAGGAGAAAUUAUUCUGUGUAGUCACCAGACAAUGUCUUAUAUAUAUAUAUCAGUGUUGUGUACCGCUGCAUACCGGAUUAUGUGGCGGAUACUGAUUUGCCUUUUGACCGUCCGGUGACCGUACAAAAUAAUUUCUCGUGUCAUAGUGCACAUGUGUGUUUAUUUGGAUUCAUGUUUAUGCCAUGAGAA